This is a messenger RNA of Aspergillus versicolor CBS 583.65, 1056 nucleotides long. Its product is annotated as alpha/beta hydrolase. The record is from RefSeq and is a predicted model, not a curated record. Gene Ontology annotation, molecular function: hydrolase activity. The transcript has 2 exons. The coding region runs from base 1 to 1056 and encodes 351 amino acids. NCBI's taxonomy places the organism in Eukaryota, Fungi, Ascomycota, Eurotiomycetes, Eurotiales, Aspergillaceae.
AUGGACCAGUAUACCACCAAGGAGGAUGUCCUCAGGCUAGCAGCUGUCGACCCAGAGCUUCAAGAGGCUCUCAAACAUACCCCAGCUCCAUCGAUGGGCAUGUCGCUGCCCGUCGAGCAGCUGCGCGAAACAGUGUCCGCAAUCGAGAAGAAAGCAUACGACUCCUGUCCAGCAUUCGACACGCAGGAGAGUGUCAUGAAUAUCCCCAUGCGUGAUGGACACCAGAGCGAACUGCACAUCGUCAAACCAAGAAAUUCUUCCUCUGCAAACCCCGUCGUUGUUCUUGUAUUUGGGGGCGCAUUUGUCAUGGGCACCAACAUCCAGUCCAUUGCCUGGGCUCGCACGGUCGCAUAUCUGUAUGGCGCCACUGUUGUCCAGCUUUCGUAUCGCAGAGCACCAGAGCACAAAUUCCCAGCUGCCCCGAGCGAUGUUUGGGACACUGUCCAGUGGAUAACAGAGAAUCAGUCGGCUCUCGACGCAGACCUGACCAAAGGAUUCGUCAUCGGGGGUGGAUCAGCUGGUGGAAACUUGUCCAUCGUCACAGCGCAUCGGGCCGUGAAGGAGAAGCUCUCGCCGCCAAUUACAGGAGUACUGGCCAGCAUUCCGGUGUGUAUGAGUGAAGAGACCGUGCCCGAGAAAUACAAGGAGCUGUGGGUGUCUCGCGAGCAGAACGCAGACUCCUCCGGAAACCCUCUACAGGAUUCUAAAGGCCUUGGAUACGAGGUUCUCUACGAGCAGGACUUUCUGUCAGAGGACUUUUCGCCGUUCAACUCGACUGCGCCAUUCUCGGCUAUCCCGCGGACAUAUGUGCAGGUCGCGGGCCUCGACCCUCUGCGCGACGACGGCAUCAUAUAUGCAAAAGUAUUGAGAGACAACGGUGUUGAUGUCAAGCUAGAUGCUUACCCUGGAAUGCCUCAUGGCCAUUUUAACCUCUGGCCGCGGUUGCAGCAGUCGAUAAAGUCGCAGGAGGAUACUAUUUGGCAUUUUGGAUGGCUUCUACGUCGUGAAGUUCCUAGGGAAAGGGUCGAAGAGGUCGUGGCCAUGAUUGUAUAUUAG